Trichoderma gamsii is the source of this 1584-nucleotide messenger RNA. RefSeq lists its product as hypothetical. The transcript has a single exon. The coding region runs from base 1 to 1584 and encodes 527 amino acids. Lineage: Eukaryota; Fungi; Ascomycota; Sordariomycetes; Hypocreales; Hypocreaceae. The record is from RefSeq and is a predicted model, not a curated record.
AUGGACGACCAGUUUGGAGGCCGAACAGACGACGAUCUGUUCUACGACGACUUCGAGCCCGUCGAGUCUGAGGCCGUCUUGAUCACCGAAGAGCCGUAUAUCGCGCCUUACACGCAGUCCGCGCCAGCUGUCGAACCAGCGCCAGCUCCGGUUCCUACACCAGACCCAGCUCCUGUUGAGGCUCCAACUCCCGUUCCCGCUGCACCAUCCCGACAGAGUCAAACUCCUCCAUCCUCCAAGCCGUCGCCAGCUCCCACGCCCGCUGCGGGUAGAGGCAAGAAGGCCAACAAGGGUCUUUCGUCUUCUAGGUUCGCCGAAAACCCGUCUCCAAAGCCGUCUCCCGCGCCAGCAGAGGCUCCUACACAAGCACCGAAGCCAAGGUCGAAGCAGACGCCGAAGCAAGCGCCGAAGCCAGCGCCGAAGCCAGCGCCGCAAGAAAGUCCUCAGCAAGAUUCUCAACAAGGAGCCCAGAAAGGAGCCCAGAAAGGUCCUCAGAAGGGUCCUCAGAAAGGUCCUCAGAAAGGUUCUCAGAAAGGUCCUCGGCAAGGUCCUGCAAAUGGUCCUACACCAGCUCCCGAACAGGCCCCCGCACCCGAAGUUCCAACCGAAGCUGUAGCUGAGGAUACCACUCGGGCCCAGACACAGUCGCCUCCACCCAAUGGAGGCCCUAUCUCCAAGGAGAGACCACAGCGAAUAUCGCCGCCGCAAAAUACUGCCGUCAGCGCCGACGUACGUGCCAAGUCUGGCUCUAACCCGCGCCAAAAACUUACCGACAAUGAGCUGGCUGCCAAGAUGGAGAAGAUGAAACUGCUGUCAGCAGAGAAGGCGCGCAAGUUUGAAAUGGCAGAACAAGACGAGAAGCAGCACGCCGAGGCAUACGCGCGAGGAAUGGAAGAGGCGCGCAAAAGAAGAGCUGACGAGGCAGAGAGGAGGAAACGCGGCGAAGAAGACAGACGCAAGUUGGAGGACGAGCGGGCGAAGAAUCGAGAGAGGAAACUCAAGGCUAUGAACAUCAAGGAUGGCAGCUGGGACGAAGGGAAAGAGGCUUUGGCCGCAGAGGAGGCUAGAAGAGGAUUCCGCGGCGCCAAUGGUGGCAUCAGGGGAACGACGAGUCGAGGCCUGGGUGGAAGCCGAUAUGCUCGGGGCGAGGAUGUUCGGGGCGAGGGCGCUUGGGGCGAAGAAGCUCCAGAUGUCGAUCGUUUCCUGGAUGACCGCUACCGGGGCCGUGGACGGGGAGGUCGUGGGAGAGGCGGCAAUGGCCGAGGCAGGGGUCGUGGCCGAGGCGGUUAUGAUGGACCAGUCAACGACGGUCGUCCAGAAGCCCCUGCUGUGGACAACUUUAAGAAAGCAGCCCCUGUCGCUGACGACUUUCCUGCCCUUCCUGCUGGAAAGAACAGCAACAACAGUGACAACACAAAAACGGACACAGAACAGAGCAGCAAUGCAGAGCCAAAACCCACCAUGGCACAGGCGGCGCGGUUAGCGAUGGCCCCCCCUCAGCCGCCUCUACCGCCUAUUGAGCCUGGCGGUGCGUGGGAUGACGAGAUGGAAGCUCUUGAUGCUAUGAAACAGUCUAAAAUAUAG